AUUCUGGCAGUUCUACACCAUGUGCCAAUGUUACUUCACCAUUAGAAUCUUGUGCCGAUGUUACUUCAGAAUCUGAAAUUAGCAAUGAUCGUUCUCAAAAAAGAAACAGACAAGGAGAGCCCGUUUUCAAUGAAGUGUGGAACUAUGUUAUUAAGGGUGAAAGA
Messenger RNA from Racocetra persica, 164 nucleotides. The record is from the annotation of a GenBank genome assembly. Lineage: Eukaryota; Fungi; Glomeromycota; Glomeromycetes; Diversisporales; Gigasporaceae.